This is a messenger RNA of Amphiprion ocellaris (clown anemonefish), 5582 nucleotides long. RefSeq names its product atonal bHLH transcription factor 1a (gene atoh1a). Gene Ontology annotation, molecular function: protein dimerization activity. The transcript is spliced from 2 exons. The coding region runs from base 3576 to 4703 and encodes 375 amino acids. The record is from RefSeq and is a predicted model, not a curated record. NCBI's taxonomy places the organism in Eukaryota, Metazoa, Chordata, Actinopteri, Pomacentridae.
GUGAUACAGGGGUCAAACUUUCCUCAUGUCUCUCCAAACCUGUAUUCCUUGAGGUUCAGCAUGUUUGGGUGAACAGAGGCACUGCAACCAAAAGAGUACUUUGUAAAUCACUUGCAGACUUCAUUCUACAGUUUUGACUUUCUGUACAUAUGGUUUGUCUUUAUUUUUUUUCCCCAGUACCGUUCUCUACAAGCCAUAGCUUACUGGUAAGUUGAUGCAGAUAUGGGUAAGUAGUCGUGCUUUUCUCUCUUUUUUUUCCUGUUAGAAGGAUUGACUUAUCAACAUGAAUCAGACUGCAAAGCACAACUGUUUUGAUAUUUCAAAAAAGAAAAUCCGGUGUUAUGGAUCAAAAUUAUAAUAAAGAAAAGCCUGUGGGGGUUGUUAACUACAAGUCAUAGUGUAAUUUUUGAACUUUCUAAAUUUUACAAGAGUCACUUGAUCCAGAACAGAUCAGUAAAUGAAAUUCAUUUGUGCCAACAGGAUGCAGUUUAAUUAUGGAGUGAUUUCACACAUUGAAGCUGCAAAUUAUUAUGCCAAAGAGAUUUAAGGAUGGAAAAUUGGAUCAAAGUUAAGGGGGAAUACAAACACCUACUGUAAAAUUUUAAAUGGGUUUUGCUGAUGUGAGAUGAUUUUAUGUGCAAAAUAGAUUUUAAGUUCAAGCCUGAGCUGAGCUUUUGUGUCUUUCACUUCAAAUAGGUCCUCACUUCAAAGGCUUGUAUGCUGCUGUUAACAGCUGGAUAGACACACUGCUGAGGACGACUGCUGUCAAGUUCAUUGGACCAUUGCAUUGUAGUAGCUUUUUUGACCAGAUAGUGGCACUAUUAAGCUCCAACAAAGUGUCUGAGAGCUCCAUAUCUCUGGUUUAGAGUUCACUCAAUUUGUCCUCAAUGACGAGAUAAACAGCAGUGAGGAACUGUGAAAACUAUUGUAAAUAAAUAUAAGAAAUCAAUAUUUUAUGGUGACUGGACACAAGUGAGUGACAUCCAACUUCAACUGAUGAUAUGAGAUCACAUUCAGCACCUUAAUGUUCCUGGUUUUAGUCACUGUCCUGAUUUUCUGUCAUUUUAACCCAAUGGAGAGUAGUCUAAAAUCAUUGGCCCCUGCUUUUUGUUAAUGAAAGUUUACCAGCAUUUCAAUUGUUCUGGCUGAUGUUUAGGACAAAAAUAUAAGCUGCUAGGGUCAUGAAAAAACAACAGUGUAGAAAUACCUUAUUAUAAGUGGGCUAAAGUGUCUGCAUUCAUAAUAUUACCCAAGUGAAAGUGUUAUGACUGGAAUAGUAGUGAUGCACAGCAAGUAAGUAAUAAUGCAGGUGCUUGGGUUGAUGUUAAUUUAGACUUAAAGUAUAUAUUAAGGCCAUACAUGUCGAUGCCAACUAAAACAGUCAACUAAAGUAAGAAUGAAUAAAAUUCAGAACAUUGCAGUGUUUCCCUUGAAGGUGUGAAGUGAGGAGACUUUUUUUCCCACCUAUUUCUUCAUGAUCUUGAUUUUUUUUUUCUGGCCAGUGUGGCUCAGAGACAAGAACCUUUGCACUUGUAUUUUGGGUCAUCUAAAACAGCACCAGAUUUGGACUGAGUGAAUUUCGGGAAGGCUACAGUUACGUUUUGAGAUCCCUGUCCAGCUCCCCUCACUCCAGUCUCGUGCCCGUCGCGCCCCGGUCUCCCGGGAGAUGGGAAUGAGAAGGGGCAGCACGCAGACUCCUCUCGCGCAUUGGAAUGGGAGCCCGCCCCUCUCCCUCGAGGAGCCCCCCAGGCGUGACCAAUGGAACAUAGAGUCUCCAUUGUGGCCGCGACACUUUAAUAAUCGCCAGCUACAAUAUCCAACCUGUCGGUAGCUUCAGGAGCCCGGCCCGACCCGUUGGAUGGGGGGCUUGUAGGUGGGACGAGGGGGCGAACGCUCGGCGCCAGACCUCUAGCCCGCAAGACGUCCCCAUGAUGAAUACAUGAAUAAAAAUAGAAAAGAUUGAUGUCAGGUUAUCUCCCGAAAUUAUGGGAUUUCUCCCCACAAAUUGCAUUUUCCCACAAUUUUCAGUUACCCAUAGGAGGCUCGUUUUGCCGCAUAAUGAAACAAAACCCAUAUAAUACUUAAGAAAGUCUGUUUAUGCACAAUUUGUGAUUUUGAACACAUUUUUAGUUGUCUAUUUUAUGCUACCAACACAACGUCUGGACUAGGCGAGUGCAUGAACCUUGCCCCCUUGAUCAUUGUGCCGCGCACAUUGGGCUACUGUAUGUAGCCCAGACUCUGUCCUUCUAAUGCCAAAUCGACCGUGGCAAUUAGGCUUAACAGCCAAUUGGAACCCAGCAAUUAGCCCAAUUGUUCAUUUGUCAGGUUAGCCUUAAAGUUUGCAUCUCGGUAAGCAUGGUAGCUUUGAUCAGCAGGCCUCAGGUGGUUUACCCAAACAUGUAAUUUGUGUAAAGUUCCUCUUCCCUUCCUGCAGUUUUACAGUCUAUGCCCUCAACGUGUGUCCACAUUCAAAUUGUAAAGAUUGUGUGUGUGCGUGCGUGCGUGCGCGUGUGUACCUCUGCAGCUCGUGUCAGUAGGCUACGGAAACAGUGUUGAGCGCGAGACCCCUGCUCAUGUUUCCGUUCCCUGUGAAGCCCUUUUUUUACCGACAGGGCGUUCCGAGAGCUGGAUCAAAAGGUUUUAGAGCCGCUACAAAAGAAAAAUGGAAACUGGAGAUGAUCUUAGAAUGAAUGAAUGAAUUGACAAUGGGCGCGAGAGCCCCAGGAAUGACAACAUUUUUUGACUUUUUUUUUUUUUUUUUUUUACUCCUAACUGGCUUUUGGUCAAAUUUUACUCACCCCAAAUACUGUGUUCAUUUUCUACAACAUACCUACUCGUACUUUUAAGCCAACUGUUGAAGGAUGAAAUGCAGUUAUUCGAGAAAAAAUAAGAGAAAUAUAUAUAAUUUACUCGUCUUACACUUACCAUAUAGGCUAGUGGCUAUUAAAACUAUGCCUGUGAUAUAUUUUCCUCUGUGUUAGCUGAAACGUUAGCGUCGGGUGGUUUUGGUGGAAAGUUAUGAAUUAAUCAGGUUUAACUGCUCCUAUAGAAGCGAGGAAUAGUCUACACUGAUGAAGGAGACAAAUGAACCUCUCCAGUCCCCCCUCUCCUCCCUUUUCUCCCCCCUCUGUCAUGUCUCAGAUGUAGCAUGGACAGGUAGGAAUUCUGUCCCAUGCAUGUAGGCUGCGUCUGUCUCGCGCUGUCCACGCUCCCUACCUCACUUGCACGUGCGUCCUGUGGGAGGGUCCCCUUACCUCCCUUUGCGUUAAACAGCCGUCCGGUCGUAACGUUAUCAUAAACAGUCCGGGGCUUCGGGGGGGCCGUAAUCACCUCUCUCGGGCUUAACCGAGACUUCUCAUUGGACGUCAACACGCGACCAGCGCGAGGAGGGGGGCUUCCAGACGCGUGCCGCUUUUUAAACCGACGCCGCGCCUCGAGACACCAGAGAAGGAGUCCCGCACGCGACAAGUCAUAUUCAACACAGUACGACAGCGGAGCAGCAGCGCGCGCCUCCUAGAACUUUUCAUUUCCCAGUUUUCUUCGGAAUCAGUUGUUUUGUUUGGGGGGAAGGAAACAUGGAUGUCCUAACUGUUGAAAACUGGGGCAAAAGCGCACUGGAGGUGGCAGCCCUGGAGUCGCGGAGGCAGCAGCAGCAUCACGGCUGCGGAAGCCCGGGAGCGGCGGACAGAGAGAAGCAACCCGAGGAGUCCCGCUACGAAACUGGACUGACGCUCGUGGACGGCGGCAGUGACCCACGCGCCUGGCUGGCUCCGUCUUCCGGCACCUGCGCGGCACACGCCACUUCACCCGAAUACCUGCGGCACUCGCCCUGCCCGAGUACCGGCUCCUAUCACGAGAGCAACUCCCCGGGGUCUCCAGGCCAUCCCAGCCCUCCCAGCUACAGAAAGUCUGCCAAGAGCCCCUCCUCUUCCUCGCUCAAAGUCAGGGACCUGUGCCGCCUUAAAGGCACGAUCACCGGGCCCGAAGAGGAGGCCUCCGUGAGACAGAGAGCCCCGUCCAGCAAACCGGUCAACGGGAUCCAGAGGCAGAGGCGAGUGGCCGCGAACGCCCGCGAGAGGAGGCGCAUGCACGGGCUGAACCACGCGUUUGACGAGCUGCGCAGCGUCAUUCCGGCGUUUGACAACGAUAAGAAGCUCUCCAAGUAUGAAACUUUGCAGAUGGCGCAGAUUUACAUCAACGCCCUUGCUGAGUUGCUCCAAGGUCCGGUCUCCUCCUCCUCCAGCAGCAGCAGCAGCAGCAGUAGCAGCAGCAACGACAUCUCCAACAAUAACCAUUCGCCAAAGUGUGACAUUAUGCUUUCAUCUACGGUAGGCUUCGACGGGGCGAAGGACAGAGCUGCACCGUCUCCCACCACCUGCAGGUCGGCGGCGGGUGUCUCAGGUGGUAGCUUACCUGUUCACCUCAGCGGGAUGCCUUUCCGGUCUUCCUUCGACGAGAGUUCGUUUUCGGCCAGAGCUGAAAAAGCGAUGUGUUCGCUCUCCCCUCCGUCCUCCUCCACCCGGGCAGGCAGCUCGCAGUUCGGAAGCGAAAGGAAAGAGUCUCCCCGGAGCGACGGAGAGUUUUCCCCGCACUCCCACUUCAGUGACUCGGAUGAAAUAGCGAUGGAGCUUCACUCAAGUGAAGAAGACGACCUGUCAGAACUGAAGCUACCCACCCACCAUCACCACGCUGUUUCUUUUUAAAUAAUUAUAAAUAAAUCUAACAGACUACAUUAAAGCUUCACUCUAGCCUACAGCUAAAUAAUGUCUAUAAACCGUGUCAAUCAUCCUCCCGAGCCUUCACCUGUCUGUUGCUGACAGAAUACAUUUUUAAGAAUGAAUUGCUUUUUCAGAAAAAAAAAAUCAUAUUCAAUUUUUAACAAUAAUUCUAUUUUACAUCGUCUAAAGAUUAUUUUUUAUGUGAGAUAGGCCUAAUUCGGUUCUGCCAAUACAUUUGUAUCCUAUAAUUUCCAGUUUCCAUGGAGACGUGGCUGGAAGACCCCUCUGCCAUGUCGCAUGUAGCACUGCCAUGGGUAUUUCCCACGUCUCUCCAACCAAAAAAAAAAAACCUGUCUUCCACAAAAACACAUGAAUAACUACUUAUAUUUGAUAAUGUAAAGACAUGUUUUUGUAGCUCUGAUAUGAGUUUUGUUGUGAUUUAUGUUUUUAAUUGAGAAUUUGUUUGUAUAGGCUAAUGUAUUUUGUUUUUUGCAACUUCAAAAGUUCAUAAUGUGCACUUUAAAAUACACGAGCCAGAGGCUUCAGAAACGAGACUUUUGUUUUCAUACCAUAAACAAUAUAGUUUUGCUUUGUUUGCUAGUGUAGUACUGCCAAUUCCAUACAAAUAGCCUAUUUAAUGUAGCCAUCAUUGCUGCCUUCUUUUGUAUUUUCUUUUGUAUCUUCAGAUGUGUGUCUUUUUUGUUUCUUUCACUGGAUGAGAUUAAUUGAUGUAAUGUAUUUAUUGCUGAUAUGUUUCAUUUGAUUUGCUUUUUAUAACUUCAUAGUUAAAGUUGCUGGGGAAAAAAGCAAUCAUUCUUGCCAUUCUUUGUUAUGUUCAUUUGAUUUUGAGAAUAAAAAAGGAAA